Molecule: messenger RNA, 1056 nt
Organism: Eruca vesicaria subsp. sativa (arugula)
Lineage: Eukaryota; Viridiplantae; Streptophyta; Magnoliopsida; Brassicales; Brassicaceae
Source: the annotation of a GenBank genome assembly
AUGCUUCUCCUCGUCGGGACUCCACCUAGGAUGACUCGACGCGUUUCCCGAAGAGGUGAAGAACUUUUGAAAGCUCAAAGGUCGAGCCUUUCACUUUCCUCUGCCUCUCCCACGCCUAGCUCGUUGCCUCCGAUAGAACCGUUGCUUGAAACCUUCUCUCUGCCAAAUUCGUCUCCGCCAGAUCCGCCGGUUAAAGCUCCCUCUCCACCAGAACCACCUGGCCCUCCUCUUAAAGAUCCUUCUCUGAUUUUCCCUCCGGAACCUCCAGACCCUCCAGACCCUCCAGAUGUUACUGUAUCUCUCAUCGCUUCUCCGCGGUUCUUCUACACCUCCAGACCAUCUCCUCAAGCUUUUUUCCAGAUUUCAUCUCUAAAGCCUCCAUAUAGGAUAUCGACAAAGAGUGUAGGUGGUGGUGGUGCUCCUGUGUCCGUAAAUGACUCUUUCUUCGCCUACGAGCUUUUAUCUCCUGUGAUAUACAUGUAUCUAUUUGAAUGUGCUGGAUGGCCUUUAUUCAGUUCUUAUUUCGACCUUUCUAUCUCUCCUCCUCGUAUGGUUCGUCAUGUACAUCUUAGCCCUUUCUUGUCCAUUUAUUCUGCUACUGUAGAAUGGUUUAGACAGCUAUUUUUGUGGAUGCCGUUGGAUUUGAGGUUCAUGACUUUAGCCGGUGAUAUAUUGAUGGUUUUAGUUUCAUUUGGUUCUACUUUUGUGACCUCUAGUAGUGCUUUUAUCGCCUUGGUGCGAUCAGCUGCAGUAUGCAGUUCUCUUACGAGUUCUAUUCUGGGUGUUGGUAUUAUGUUUGUGUAUCUCUCUUCUUGGUGGCAGGUAGAAGAGAAAUCUAUCUUCAUCUUUAGCCCGAUGAGUAUGGAAGUGGCGGGUUAUGAUUUCCCGUUUGUCACUCGUUUGAAUCAGUCUUCUUUCCUAAUAUUUUACCCUAUAUGGAGUGAAUUGGAUGAACAAGUUUCGUUGGUAUUGCAAGGAUCUUCCUCCCAUCAAAUGCUCUUCUCUGCGUAUGGUGCAGUGUGUGGUCCUACGGGUUACACUAGAUGCAAUCUUUGA